CCUAGCCUUGGUUGUGGUGGAGAAGGAGGUAAGCCAACUCGAGAAGGACCACGUUCAGAGCGUAUAUGAGAAAAUUGCUCCUUUCAAUGGCGCACACUACAAGGCGUGGCCAAAGGUGCAGCAGUUCAUGUCGGAGCAGGAACCAGGCAGCCUAAUUGCUGAUAUUGGCCGCAGAAAUGGCAAAUACCUUCACAUCAAUUCUCAAGUCUAUAAACUGGGUUGCGACUACUGUUUCCCAUUGGUGGAAUCAGCACAAAAUGAAGGCCGUGAAGUAAUGGUAUGCCAUAGCUUGUAUCUGCCUUAGAGAAGUGAGUGCUUUGAUGCUGUCCUGUCCAUUGCUGUGAUUCACCAUUUUUCAACAGGAGAGAGGCGCAUGCGAGCAAUAAAAGAGAUGGCUUGCAUCUUGAGAGUAGGAGGCCAGAUAAUGAUAUAUUUGUGGGCAAUGGAGCAAAACCAGAGAAGAUUUGAAAAGCAAGACGGCUUUGUUCCUUGGAAUCCUUCACCCCCUUCCUGCUCCUCAGAUUCUAUUCAUGGUUGCAGCGGAGUCUGUUUACCUGACCUGAUUUCACAUCAGAAAGAAUUAGCUGUCAGACAACAACUUAAAAUCGACCGUCACCCGAAACAAGGAGCUUUCUGCCAACCUCAGAACAAAAGGAAAAGAGGCUCUUCUCCACAGAAAGAAGUCAAUGAGUGCACCCUGACCAUGCAGAGAAGACAGCAGAUGGGUCCUGGUGGGGCGUGGUUGGGGUACUACUACAUUUUUAAAGAAGGGGAGCUGGCUGAGCUGAUAGAGCGUCACAUUCCUGAGCUACAUAUUACUCACUCAUACUUUGACCAUGCCAAUUGGUCCGUGAUCACAGAGAAGACUGAAGUGUGGAAGAUACAGGGGAAAUUUCCUGAUUGA
This is a messenger RNA of Pelecanus crispus (Dalmatian pelican), 904 nucleotides long. NCBI's taxonomy places the organism in Eukaryota, Metazoa, Chordata, Aves, Pelecaniformes, Pelecanidae. The record is from RefSeq and is a predicted model, not a curated record.